This is a messenger RNA of Mirounga angustirostris (Northern elephant seal), 1092 nucleotides long. RefSeq names its product nuclear receptor subfamily 1 group I member 3 (gene NR1I3). Lineage: Eukaryota; Metazoa; Chordata; Mammalia; Carnivora; Phocidae. Gene Ontology annotation, biological process: cell differentiation; negative regulation of transcription by RNA polymerase II; positive regulation of transcription by RNA polymerase II. The transcript has 8 exons. The record is from RefSeq and is a predicted model, not a curated record. Gene Ontology annotation, molecular function: zinc ion binding; RNA polymerase II cis-regulatory region sequence-specific DNA binding; nuclear receptor activity. Bases 1 to 1092 code for a protein of 363 amino acids.
AUGGCCAGUGGGGAGGAUGAGCCGAGGAGCUGUAUGGUAUGUGGGGACCGAGCCACCGGUUAUCACUUCCACGCCCUGACUUGUGAGGGCUGCAAGGGCUUCUUCAGACGAACAGUCAGCAAAAACACUGGUCUCACCUGCCCCUUUGCUGGAAGCUGUAAGGUCAACAAGGCCCAGAGGCGCCACUGCCCAGCCUGCAGGUUGCAGAAGUGCCUAGAUGCUGGCAUGAAGAAGGAAAUGAUCCUGUCGGCAGAAGCCCUGGCCCAGCGGCGGGCGAAGCAGGCCCAGCGGCGGGCACAGUGGGCACCUGUGCAGCUGAGCAAGGGGCAGCAAGAGUUAGUCCAGACACUCCUGGGGGCCCACGCCCGCCACGUGGGCACCAUGUUUGACCAGUUCGUGCAGUUCAGGCCACCGGCUCAUCUGUUCAUGCACCACCAGCGCCUGCCCAUCCCAGUCCCCCCACUGCCUCUGCUCGAGCACUUCGCAGAGGUCAACACUUUCAUGGUACAGCAAGUCAUCAAGUUCACCAAGGAUCUGCCCCUCUUCCGGUCCCUGCCCAUGGAGGACCAGAUCUCCCUUCUCAAGGGAGCAGCGGUUGAAAUCUGCCAUAUCGCACUCAAUACCACUUUCUGCCUCCAAACACGAAACUUCCUCUGUGGGCCACUCCGCUACACGCUGGAGGACGGCGUCCACGGUGAGGCCCGCGGGCUGGCAUCUCCCACAGUGGGGUUCCAGGAAGAGUUUUUAGAGUUGCUCUUUCGCUUCCAUGCCACAUUGAGGCGAUUCCAGCUCCAGGAGCCCGAGUAUGUGCUCAUGGCUGCCAUGGCCCUCUUCUCUCCCGUCCCCUGUCUUACAGACAGGCCUGGGGUUACCCAGAAGGAGGAGAUCGAUCGUCUGCAAGAGAUGAUGGCACUGACCCUGCAGAGCUACAUCAAAGGCCAGCCGCCAAGGCAUCGGGAUCGGUUUCUGUAUGCGAAGCUGCUGGGCCUGUUGGCUGAGCUCCGGAGCAUUAACAACGCAUAUGGGUACCAAAUCCAGCACAUCCAGGGACUGUCCGCCAUGAUGCCACUGCUCCAGGAGAUCUGCAGCUGA